GUGUACAAGGUGGAGACCAUCGGCGACUGCUACGUGGUGGCGGGGGGCCUCGUGGACGAGCUUCACGCGGUGCGGGUGAUGGAGUUCGCCAAGGCCAUGCUCCGCGUCAGUCGUGAGGUGGUUCUUCCCACCACCGGGGCGCCCGUGCAGCUGCGUCUGGGCCUGCACAGCGGCCCCGCCAUGAGCGGCGUGGUGGGCUCCAAGAUGCCCCGCUUCACUGUGUUCGGGGAGACUGUGGAGGCGGCUCACAAGAUGGAGGCCAGCGGGGUGCCGGGCAGGAUACACGUCAGCGGAGCCACCCGGGGGCUUCUGAAGAGCGAGGCCUGGGAGGCGACGGAGGGCGUGCAGGCAAGGAGGGAGCCGUAA
Molecule: messenger RNA, 366 nt
Organism: Volvox carteri f. nagariensis
Lineage: Eukaryota; Viridiplantae; Chlorophyta; Chlorophyceae; Chlamydomonadales; Volvocaceae
Gene: cyc20
Product: guanylyl and adenylyl cyclase family member
Exons: 2
Biological process (GO): intracellular signal transduction; receptor guanylyl cyclase signaling pathway; cGMP biosynthetic process
Molecular function (GO): guanylate cyclase activity; peptide receptor activity
Source: RefSeq, a predicted model, not a curated record